AUGGAGUGUGGUGACAGUCCAAGGAGAAUAUCCAAUGGACUGGUUGAAAUGACUUGGUACCUUCCUUGUGGGAACAAAAACAUGGAUAUUUUCAGUGAGCCAGUAGCUGUAGCUAACCUUCGUGGAGACAUUGCCUCGUUUGAAACACAAUUUUCUUUUUUGUGUCAGACAUCAGCAGCAGUUUUUGUGUUCUUUGACAAUUUGGACUCUGAGUGUGAGCUGCUCACCAACCAACACCACAAGGCACAGAUCUUUUUGGUAGGUAACCAUCAAAGUAAGCACUUCAGUGGUGAUGCUGUAAAGAAGGUGGCAACCAAGUUGGGCUUGAACAACAGCAACAUCCUUUUAAAGACUAAGCAGAUGAAUGAUGCAGACUUUGCCAAAAAUCUGAGGAAAACAGUCAGCAAAGUAGUUGAGAACUCAAAGAUGAAGAUGCAAAUUGAGCAGAUGGCUGACACUGCCCAUGAACUGGGAAUCUUGGUUGAUGAAGACUCUUCAGAGUGCCAGACUGCCAAGAAAAAUGCAGAUGCCAUUACUGCAGAAAUUCAAGACAUCCUUAAAUACAAAGACACUCAGCUACCCUUGCAAGGCCAAAUAUGGAAGGAGCUGACUCGCUUAGAGAAGGAACAAUUUCGGCUUCGAAAAGUUGGGUCCCAGAACGUAGAAAAGUACAAAAGUGACCUUGAGAUACAGAAAACAGAACUUAGGGAUAAACAGAACUCUUGUGACAUGUCAAAUGCAAUGACAUGUUUUAUCAACACAAUAUCAAGCCCAGGGAUAGAGAGGUGCUAUUUCCUGAAAUGGAUGCGAAUGAACCUUGAUAACCUGUCUCGAGGAAAAGUGUCUGGCCUUCGAAAGCAGUACAGAGAAAUAUGCAAAAAUUCUGAGAACAAAGAGGAGAUCAAAGAAAUCGACAGGCAACUCUCCAACAGCUCACUGGGGACUGAACACUUCUUCCGUGAAAUGGGUCAGAUCUAUGAGGCUUCACUGUCUCUUCCAGAAACACACCCAUCACGUAAACAGUUACAACAUCUGCCCAAACUAUGUGCACAACUGUUACUUGAUGGAUUUCCCCUUGAGCUUGUAGAUGGAGAUGCCUCCAACAUACCUCUCAGAUGGGUGAGUGACGUCCUCUCUCAGCUCAAUGGCUUGGUGUCUCCUAAGAACAAGAUACUGGUGGUCACAGUUCUUGGAGUUCAGAGCACAGGAAAGUCUACUCUCCUCAACACCAUGUUUGGAGUGCAGUUUGCAGUCAGCAGUGGUCGUUGCACUCGAGGUGCCUUUAUGUUGCUCAUCAGAAUCAAUGAAGAUGUUAAAAAAGUCCACAACUGUGACUUCAUGGUGAUCAUUGACACUGAGGGCUUAAAGUCACCAGAGCUUGCACAACUGGAUAAUAGCCAUGAGCACGACAAUGAGCUUGCAACACUUGUUGUGGGGCUGAGUGAUAUCACCAUCAUCAAUAUCGCAAUGGAGAAUUCAACAGAAAUGAAAGACAUCCUACAAAUAGUUGUGCAUGCUUUUCUCAGGAUGACAGAGGUGGGCAAAAAGCCCAAAUGUCAGUUUGUCCACCAGAAUGUGUCGGAUGUUUCAGCUCAUGAGAAGAACUUACAAGACAGGAAACUGCUCUUGCAACAGUUAAAUGAGAUGACCCAGGCAGCAGCCAAAAUGGAAAAGAAAGAGGAGAACAUGAGCUUCACUGAUGUGAUGGAGUACAGUCCAGACACUGGGAACUGGUACAUUCCUGGACUCUGGAAUGGAAACCCACCAAUGGCACCAGUCAAUGCAGGGUACAGCGAAGCUGUAUAUGAGCUCAAGAAAAAUGUAAUCAAGAUUUUGGGACGUUGUGAGUCAUCUGCUAAUAAUAUCUGGGAGUUUACAGAGUGGAUGAAAAACCUGUGGAAUGCAGUAAAGCAUGAAAACUUCAUCUUCAGCUUCAGAAACAGCCUGGUGGCUGAUGCAUACAUGAGGCUGUGCACAGAAUUCAACACAUGGGAAUGGGAAUUCAAAAAAGAAAUGUACACAUGGGUUACAAAUGCUGAGACAAGAAUUUCCAAUUUUGACAAAUUUGCUGUGGAAUCUAAGAAACCUGACAUGACAGAUUUUCUCACUGGUUUGAAAAGUGAAGCGUGCACAGUGCUGACGGAAUGGGAGACAAAGCUUCUUGACAAUUUGACACAGUACUUCAAGCAAACAGAGGGUCACGUCCAUCUAGUUGAAGGAUACAGAGAAGACUUUGCAAACAGUGCAAAGACCCUUCGACGAGAAAUGGAGAGCUCUGUGUUUAAUCAACUCACAGCAACAGCUGACAUCAGACAGGGAAUGACAGAACUUGAUAAAAUCAAGGAGAACCACACAAAAGAAUUAGAGGGGAGAGUGUGUGCACUGAUUGAAGAAUGUCGGAAGAAAAAAGUCAAGAUGACAGACGAAGAGCUCGACAAAGAAUUUAAUAAGAUGUGGAACAGAAUGGUGAAGGAACUCUCCUUCUCAAAAAUAAAUGUCAAGGACAUUUACACCAGUGUGUCCUACCAUCUAAGAACAAAUCUAUCACACAAGGGAAUCAAUGCGAGUGAUUCAGUAAGUAAAAAAAGUCUGCAAGAUUGUCGACAAGCAAUUUUCAGACAUUCACCCAAAGGAUUUGUUGAGAAGUGUAAACACGAAGCCACCAAGUAUUUAAACAAGUAUUUCAACAUCCAAGAUCACACAGUGGUAGUCCGACAAAUGGCUGACAGCAUCAUACAUGCUUGCACACAGAUUGUAAAAGAAAAAAUACAAAGAAAAACCAAUUACCAUGACACCUACAUCCAGGAGAUCUUAAAUGUGAUUGAUGAGAGGCUGCAAAAAAAUCAGGAUGUUAAGACAGAUGCUGAGUUUGAAAUUUCUCUGAAACAGCACAUCUGUGGAGACGCAGCCAGACAGUUUCAGAUCAUGCACGAAGAUUUCAUACAUGAGAAUGAUCCCUACAGGUGUCUGAAUCGAAACAAAGAAAAGUUUCGCACUGAUUUUAAAGACGUGUUCCAUGAUCGAGACCAGUGCCAGAAGAAGGCAGAAGAAUUCACACACCGCUGCCUGAAGCCUGCAGUUGAAGACUUUGUCAAGCGUUCCUUGGGUCCUGAUAUCGUUGGUGAAAUGAUGACAAUCCCGCAGUUCAGCACACGAAUAUAUCUCCAGUAUACAAUUUUACUGGAUUUGCUCACAAAGGAUGACUUUAAAAGCUAUCUGAGCUACAUUGACUCAUAUGAGGAUUAUGUAAAGAAAUGGAUCCUCGACCAAAUAGUAGAGCACUUCUCAAAAGGGUCUAUCAUGUUUGAGCUUGAGGAUAAACAUGUUCAGUCAAGCAUCAGGAACAUAACUAAUGCUAUCAACAAAGCUAAAACCAAAAAGAUUGCCAACUUAAGAAAAUUUGUUGAAGAUGUCUGUCAGGAACUUGGUGAUAAACUGGUAAUUUCCCAGGAUGCUCUUGGUGCUUUCAUGAUCCUGAACAAUGCUGAUGAGGAACAGUUUGCUAACUGGCUCACUGACUGUCUGAAGGACAUGGCAGAAGCUCUCACAGAAAAGUUUAAAGAAACAAACAUCCAAACAAAACUAAAACAACUUCAUGUGAAUCCUCAGAACGAGCUUUUCACCAAACUGAUUGGAUGUGGUAAACAGUGUCCAUUCUGCAAAGCACCUUGUGAGGCAGGAGGAAAAGACCACACUGAGCACUGGACUUUACUACAUCGGCCAAGGGGUCUGGGCAGAACAAGGUGGGCUGGGACAGAAAAACUUGUCACUGACGUAUGCACUUCCGCUGUGAAUAGUGACAUCUGUUUUAGCCGCAGUGCUUCAGGUGAACGGCACCCUUACAAGCGCUACAGAGAAAUUUUCCCUGACUGGAAAAUUGCUCCAGAUGUAAGCCUGACAGCAUCAGACUACUGGAAAUAUGUGAUGACAAGGUUCAACAAAGAGUUUGCUGAAGAAUACCAAGCAGAGCCUGCUGAUAUUCCAGACACUUGGAGAGAUAUCACAUAUGAGCAUGCAGAGAAGAGUCUCAAAGAGUCAUUUAACAUCAAGUGAGAGAGAGAGAGACAACAUGCUUUGUGAUUAUAGAGGUGCACUUCCUCCUACAUAAAAUAAUUCUGUAUCUGCUCAAGGAUAUCUUGAUCCUACUUGUUUUAUAUGAUAUAGAGAAGAGUCACAAAUAGUAACAUGCUGUAUGUAAGAGGACAAGGUUUAAGAUAUUGUAAGUUGACUCAAACAUUUUACCACGAAGGCUUACAAUAGGGAAAUUACUGCAAUUGACCUGAAACUGCAUUUAACAUGUUUAAUAUAAAUAAUCAACUCUAGCUCUGUUCCUGCUGAUGAUGACAUUUUAAAUACUUUGCAUACUUUGAGUCAAUGUACCUUUAGGAGCACAUAUUGGAAACAUACCUACAAACAUACUUAAUGUUGGCAGUUUGAUUAAUGUGAUAUGAUUUUUUUUUAUGUUUUUGUUUCUAUGAAGUAUCUGAGGCAGGAUAUUUAAAUGUCUUUCUUUUUUUAACACCACUCAGUCUUUAUGUGGUAUUGUCAUAACAAGACAGAACGUUUUGCUUUUAAUCUUAAGUAUAUGUGAUUGUUUGACCGAAAGUUAGGAUCUAAUUGUCUUUGUUUCUUAGAAGUGUUUGAUGCAAAAUAUUUCGAUUUUCAGUGUAUUAAAGGACCAUUCAUUCUAUUGUAUAUGUGAUAUCAUCAGUGUCAAUACAUUACUAACAUUUGUUAACUGCUUUAAUAAAG
Molecule: messenger RNA, 4752 nt
Organism: Epinephelus moara (kelp grouper)
Lineage: Eukaryota; Metazoa; Chordata; Actinopteri; Perciformes; Serranidae
Product: interferon-induced very large GTPase 1-like
Exons: 1
Coding region: 1-4053 (1350 amino acids)
Molecular function (GO): GTP binding
Source: RefSeq, a predicted model, not a curated record